AUGAAUCCGGCAUCUUUCCGCCAACUUAUUGGAAUCACGGCUUCUUCUGCCUCGGUGCAGGACUCGACCUUGAUCAUCAUUGACGCUCAAAAUGAAUAUGCCUUUGGAAAACUGCAGGUAGAGGGCAUCUCCGAAAGUCGAGCAGUGAUCUCGGCCCUGCUGCAAAAAUACCGGCAAGGAGGCGAUGACACUGAGCUGGCGCUAGAGUUAGAAGAACUGACUCCGCGGUCGGGCGAGAAAGUCAUCACCAAGGCAUUUCCUAGUUCUUUUGCCCAGACGGGUUUGCAUGACUACCUGAGCACACUGGGGGAUUUUGGGAAGAAAAUUGUGCUGGUCGGAUACAUGGCCCAUGUGUGUGUUUCUACGACGGCUAGAGCAGGCCAUGAACUGGGUUACGAUGUGAUUGUUGUCCGGGAUGCUGUCGGCGACAGGGAUAUUCCCGGGGUGAAAGCGCCGGUUUUGACUGCUGUGAGCUUGAGUGCAUUAGAGGAUGCGUUUGCGACUGUUGUCUCGGCUUCAGAUAUUGGGGUUUAG
Penicillium chermesinum is the source of this 534-nucleotide messenger RNA. Its product is annotated as putative isochorismatase family hydrolase. The transcript is spliced from 2 exons. Lineage: Eukaryota; Fungi; Ascomycota; Eurotiomycetes; Eurotiales; Aspergillaceae. The record is from RefSeq and is a predicted model, not a curated record. The coding region runs from base 1 to 534 and encodes 177 amino acids.